AUGUUUUAUAAUUUGAAUUGGAGAAAAACUAUACACGAAAAAUUUGCGGACCUUAGCGAUCGAUCAAAAAAAAUGCUUCGACCCGAUAAUCUCGGAUUAAAUUUGGAAAUUCAUCCCGAUGCCUUGGUGAUGAAUCAAGCGAGCAGAGCCGGUAAGACACCUGAAGAAAGCCGAAUUUUGAAGGCAAAAGAUUACAAACUACCCGUGUUUACCAGAUAUCGCGAGGGUACCUGCAAAGACGUUUUUUAUUUCGUUCAAGUUGUGGCUCCAAAGUUCGGCCACGACGCACAUCCCGAAGAAAGCUGUGAUGCGGAGAAACGCCUUUUAGAAAAAGUCAUAAAUGCUCUUAACGACAUGAGACCUAAACCGAGAUUUUUACUCGUACAUGGAAAUUACACGAAUGCAUCACCAAACGAUAAAGAAUAUUUCCCGCAGAUAGAGAGUUUUAAGUCGGCAUUUGAAAAUUUAAGCGCGGAGAUUCCUGUUGUGUGUGUUUGUGGCCCUACAGACUGCGGUAAUCCACUGACAUUGGACGGCGUCGAUGCGUAUCGGAAUACUUUUGGCGAUGACUGGUUUGCCUUCUGGGUUGAAGGAGUUCAGUUUUUAGCCAUGAAUACCAGUUAUUACAAAGACGUGAACGCCGAUAUGGAGAGUUUUAAAACAGAUCAACAGGAAUGGCUUGAAUCAAAGCUGUUGGAAGCACAAGUAAACCCGCCAAAACAAAUCGUUCUUCUGCAAACAACUCCAUGGUUUCGCAAAUCUAUAGAUGAGGAGAGCAAUGCAGACAACAUUGAAUUAAACACGCGCCAAGAAAUCGUUCCUAAACUCAUAGAAGCCAACGUGAAAUACGUUUUCACUGGUAAUUUGAAUGGCUUCGGGAAGGACAAGGAAUUACAGAUAGUUCAAACAAGUUCUUUAAGAAAAACAAAUGAGGUGGAAAAUCUAGGUUUUCGUGUUGUCAAAGUCGAACAUGAGGGAGUUGUACAUAAAUUUUUUUCUUUGGACAACUCCCCAACAGAUCUAAAUUUAGAAUUUUAAUAACUAUUGCUUUUUGCAGCUGCAACCGCAUUCAGAUUGCGAUGUAAUCCGAUAACUCAAAAGUUAGAGGCUAGAAUCAGGUUCUAAAAGAAUUUCACAACCACUAACUUUGUCCACUAGAGAGAGAAGAAUAUUUCAGACACUUUUAUUAUAUUCAUUCUGCUGGCCUAAAGCGAUUAAUCAAUGAAAAGAAGCAUUUCAAAGGAAAGAGCAUCAGAAGUCAAAUAUUUGCUGCGGGUCACAUACAGUUAUCGAAUCAAAUAUAUAUAUAUAUAUUACACUUGUUUGCUCGCAUUCUUCAUUGUGGUUCUUCAAGGCAAUAUUAGACUGCGAUUUUCGGUUUUUACUUAAUUGAGGUUGUAUGUAGAAAAGUGUUUAUAAUCU
Molecule: messenger RNA, 1422 nt
Organism: Pocillopora verrucosa
Lineage: Eukaryota; Metazoa; Cnidaria; Anthozoa; Scleractinia; Pocilloporidae
Product: serine/threonine-protein phosphatase CPPED1
Source: RefSeq, a predicted model, not a curated record